GACACACGCUACAAGCCUGUGCCAAGGUUAGACUCAUGCCCGGCUGGUGCUGCCUCCUUCUGCUGCUCAUCAGUGCAAGUGCCUGCACAGCGCGUGCGUCUGCCGCAACAACGGCGUCUGCACCACGGCCGACGUGCACCGUCGCACAUACACCCGGGGCGGACGACAGCCUCAGCAUCACCGCCGCCAUCACAGCCUGCAACUCGAACGCGACGAUCCUGUUCUCCGCAGGCGUGCAGUACAACAGCUUCACGCCGGUGCAGUUCGCGCUGGGGCAGGACGUGACUGUGCGCAUCCUAGGCAACAUCAGCCUCCCUGCGGACAUUGCGCAGGUGCAGGCGGGCGUGCGCAGCGCGGCGUACCGCUCGGGCUGGUUCGCGGUGUCGUCCACCGGGCCUGGCGUGCGCUUCGCCGGGCCGGAUAAGAUCACAGGCGGCGGCGGAGGGGUCGUGCGGAGCUUCGGGCAGGCGUGGUGGGACGCGGGGCAGCAGACAUCGAGGCCCCUGCUGUUCCAGUGGCGAGCCAGCAACGGGACUAUUCGCGGGCUAACGAUCAGCAAGCCGAUUGGAAAGAGCUUCAAUAUUGCGGGGAGUGGGAAUUGGAUUGAGGACGUCGUUGUGGAUGCGCAGUCGAGCAGCACGGCGUUCCCGUUCAACACCGACGGUUUUGACGUCGGCGGAGACGGCAAUACCAUCCUCAACUCGCAGGUCUCGAACGGCGACGACUGCGUCGCCAUCGGCUCACCGUGCACGAAUCUGCACCUCAAGGGCCUCACGUGCAUUGGGUCCCACGGGAUAUCCGUGGCCGCGAAGGGUGGGGGGUCCGUCAACGUCGCGAACAUCCUCGUCGAAAAUGUCACGCUCUUGGAUGGGUUGUAUGGCGCGCGGUACAAAUCGACGAGUGGCAACCAGGGCCGUGCGAGCAACAUCGUGUACCGGAACGUCGUCGUGCGCAACAUCACGUUCCCCAUCUACGUCACUCAAAAUUACUUUGACCAGAGCCAGUCGCCACCCCCGCCGUCCAACCUCUCAGUCCAGAUCGAUGGAUUGACGUUCCAGGACUUUGCGGGCACAAUCAACUCGCUGAACCCAGGCGACGGCUCGUGCAUAUCGGAUCCGUGCUGGUACCACGUCGCCGGCGCAGACGGCACCCAGUCCAUCAUCUUCGACAGCCUCCACGCGGGGUCGGCGACUAACCUCUCGGCGACGGGGAUCGCAGUCGUACCGGACGCGCCGUCCGAGCGGCCGACGGUAAUGUGCAACGCCAGCGUGACGCCGGGGGACGUCGGGUUCCGGUGCUGGGACGGGCCGUACAUCCCCACGUAUUCAAGUUGACGCCUCCUCUAUGAAUCACACGUGUCUCUAGUUCCACAAUUCUAGGAACGGCCCCGCGUGCGGUCGCGGGGGCUCAUCAGCCUGCAUCAUGACCAGAAAAUCGGACACCAGUCCGGCCGCCGCUCGGGAUGUAAUCUCGGCGAUGUCGUAUGCCGGGGCGACUUCCACGACGUCUGCCCCGCUGAGAAAACGAGUCAGUCAGUCAGCGCCGAUCUUGACCGUGGAAUCUCGCGUACACAAAGUUGAGCCCUGCCAGGCCGCGGAUGAUGCGCUUCAUCUCCCGUGUCGUCCAGCCACCGAUCUCGGGGGUGCCCGCUGCCCAGAAUGGUGAGCGCUAAGAAACACCGACUGAUGCAUGCACGUACUGGCGGGGGCCAUCCCCGGGUCGAUUGUGUCGAUGUCGAGGCUGUGGUACACCGGGGUGUUGCCGACGCGUUCCCUGAUCUUUCGGAUGACAGCCUCGAUCCCGUAGUCGUCCAGGUCCUCCGCCGAGAUCACGGCGAACCCGACUGCCUCGUCGUGCUCAAUAACCACCUUGCCCUGCUGCAUCCCUGUGAGCAGCCCUGGGACGGAAGGAGAGGGUGGGACUGACGCUCGACUUUUGGCGGAUCCCGCCGUGGAUGCUCGUGUUCGUGAGCAGGCCCUCCUCGUGCGCGAGCGUGAAGUACGAGCCGUGGCUGAUGCGCCCCGGGCCCUGGAUGUGCUCGACGGCCGCCGUGUCGUAGUGCGCGUCAAAGUGGAUCACCUGGGAGGACCAGCCGGGCUAUCAGUGGGUCGUCGAGCGGCUCGAUCUGAAGGCACUGACAGAGAUAGGCCCGUGCACUUUGUAGAGCGCGCGGAGGAUCGGGAGGACCUGAGAACGUAAUGAUGCAGUCUGUGUGGAAUAGAACCCGCCGGAGACGACAUACGAUGGUGUGGUCCCCGCCAAGUGUGACGAUGCGCGGAUGCUCCUGGCCGUCUUUGGACAGCGCGGCCGUGCUGGCCUUGGUCUCCCCGCUGACCGGGCGCCCGAGGAGCGUACUGUACGCGACCUCCAUCUGGUCGAUCGCCAUUGCGUUGUCCAUCAUCGUCGUCGGCACCUGGCGAUCGGUUACCCAACCACACGGGCGGUAGCACUCAGACGAGGAGACGCACAUCGCCGCAAUCAAUGAUCCGUGCACCCCAGUCUAGCGCGCUGUGAUCCCACGCGAGCGUGUACCCAUUGCUCCCGCUCCCGACGCGGAUGGCUUGCGGCCCGAAGCGCGCGCCGGGGCGGUACGACGUGGUCGUGUCGAACGGCAUCCCGAGGAGCGCGAUGUCAAACGCGCGUGACGCGUCCUCGAGGCACCGCGCGUACGGGAGGUGGUUGAAGCUCAGCGGGCCGGUGUAGCCUAGGUCGUGCUGCGCGCCGUAUUUCUUGAACCACGCCUCGGUCGAGACGUCCACGGGGGUCGCUGGCGCGGCAUGUGAGUGGGCGGAGAUCGAGGGCAGGGUGAGCGACAAGAGCGCUGCGAGUGGAGCAAGCAUUGGAGACGAAGCUACAACGACGCGAUAACGGCCAGCGGCAUCUUAUGUGAAAGACUCCUGAUAAGAGUUCACUGCGCUAUCUGGCCGCGGCCGUGCUCUUCUCUGGAUGUGUUCACGUGCCUAUACGGCCUAUACGCAGCCACCGAUAAAUAUCUAAUCGAUAAGCUUGCUGUCUAGAUCGCCAUAGGGGUAUUCUUCUUUGUGAUUCAUCUUCAGGACCGUUUAUCGCACUUCAAGUAUUUAAGAAAAUCGAUUCAGGGCCGCAUAUACUCUAGCAACAGGUCCGAUUCCA
Messenger RNA from Mycena citricolor, 3132 nucleotides. The record is from the annotation of a GenBank genome assembly. Lineage: Eukaryota; Fungi; Basidiomycota; Agaricomycetes; Agaricales; Mycenaceae.